UAAACCUCCACCCACCGAGUCACCACCUCCACACAAACCUAAGAAAUCACGUCCGCGUCUCCUGCUGCUGUUCCUGUGAGAUGUUCUCCUCCCCGGCGGAGCAAAGUCCUGCAGGAGCCGCUCAUCGUCCUCCCUUCCGCUGUGUGACCCACUGAUCCAAAACUUGGUACAUUUAAAAAUCAUCAAAUCAAGACUUGGGGACAUUUUACGCAGCGACGCUGGGUCCGAUGGCGCCGUGGAUAAUACUUGUGUUUUCUUUAUGUGGACUUCUCCAGGGACAAGAGACUCAGUCUCCCACUGUGCAAGAAUGCUGUCAGGACGGGAGGGAUGCAGCCCACAGAGGACAAGACUGUUCCGUCCUCACACCACUCUCACACGCCCACACCUGCAGGAUUGUCCAAGAGCAGUGUUGUACGGCAGCACUCGCGGAGAAGCUCUGUAGCAGCGGCGUCGAGUUGGCUCGCAGGCAAGGAGCCUGUGACGUGUCUGCGUCCUCGGAAUCUCACAUCUCAAAGAUGUGUUGUGACUGCUGUUUGCUCGGCCUGUCAUCAGGCCCGGCUUUGAAGUGUAACCUUCAGGGUCUGUUGGUGGGGACACAGUGCGCACAAACAGCUGCAGCCUGCUGCAGCCAAAACACAAAAGCAGAGGUGCCAACACAGAAUUCUAAAGACUCCUCCUGCUCCCAGCUGCACACCGACGACGGCUCAUGUGGCUGCCGAGAUGGUUUUCAACUGCAGAGUGAUGGAGUGACAUGUGAAGAUAUAAACGAGUGUCUGACGGGCAGCCCCAACUGCAUGUCCGGUCAAACGUGCAUCAACACAGAAGGCUCCUUUCGCUGUCAGAGGCAAACUGGCUGUGGCACAGGGUAUGAACUCAAGGACAACAACAGCUGUGAAGACCUGGACGAGUGUGCUUUGGGGACCCACAACUGUGGUCCACAGUUUACGUGCACCAACACAGCCGGCUCGUUCCGCUGCCGCCCGAAAGAGAAGUGCUCUGUAGGUUUAAUUCAGGACGCUGCCGGCACAUGCAUCGAUAUAAAUGAGUGUGUGGCCAAUGACAGUCCAUGCCCGUCUGGCCACACGUGUGUCAACAUGGUGGGCUCCUAUGUCUGUCGCCGGAACAUCGUCACCUGUGGAAGAGGCUAUCAUCUAACUGAGGAGGGCACACGCUGUGAAGACACCGAUGAGUGUCGCACUGGCAACGCUUGUGUCGGCCACGGCUGCACGAACCUUGUGGGAACGUACCGCUGUGAGUGCAGACAUGGCUACACCUUCAACACCAUCAGCAGACUGUGUGAAGACAUUAAUGAAUGCAGGGAGCAUUAUGUAGAGCGACUGUGUGCCCACAAGUGUGAGAACACAGAGGGCUCCUACCAGUGCAGCUGCACCAUUGGCUUCAAACUGUCCCAAGACGGCAAGAGCUGUGAGGAUAUAAAUGAGUGUGAGCAGAACCCUUGUAACCAGGAAUGUGCCAACGUCUACGGCUCCUACCAGUGCUACUGUCGCCGUGGUUACCAGCUGAGCGACAUCGAUGGGAUAACAUGUGACGAUAUUGAUGAGUGUGCUCUGCUCGCUGGAGGUCACGUGUGUUCCUACAGCUGCAAGAACUCCCCAGGAAGCUUCUCCUGUACUUGCCCUCCCACUGGAUACAUACUUGGCCCCAGUGGACGCAUGUGUCAAGACAUCGACGAAUGUGCAAGCGCGAGCCACACCUGCUCUGUAUCUGAGAGCUGCUUCAACGUCCAGGGGGGAUUUCGCUGUCUGUCCUUCCAGUGUCCUCAAAACUUUCGACAAGUAUCGCAGGGCCGUUGCGAGCGCGUGACUUGUGAGUUCGCGCGGGAUCCUGCGUCGUGCCGCUCACUUCCACUGAGAAUCUCCUUCUAUAACAUCAGCUUCCCCACCGACACUCCCGUCCCUGCUGAUAUUUUCCGAAUGGGCCCCGCCAAUUCAAUCCAGGGAGAUGAGAUGCUGUUCAACGUCACGUCAGGAGAUGAAGAGGGUUUCUUUAUCGUGCAGCAGCAGAUCCAUGGAGGCGUGAUCACCCUUCGCCGUGUCUUGUCUGAGCCUCGGGAUUUCCUUCUGACCGUGGAGAUGAGGCUGAUUCGUUAUGGAACCGCACAUCUAUACAUGGCCAAGAUUGCUGUUUUUGUCACACAUGAGCAACCCAUGCGAACCUCCAGGAAACCGCCACAUUUGAAGUCUAGUCUUUAAGAUGUAAACGUAAAUGUACACUGAAAGUAGAGUGAAUUUGAGUCAUGUAUUUCACAAAUGAGUCAGCGUAGUUUCCUGUUUGAUGUUGUUACCUUGUUGCCCAUUGACCGCUGUUUUGAUCCAGAUGAAAAGACAUUUCAUUAGAAUAAUAUGUGGAUUAUUAAGAGCGGGAAAAGCUUUUGUGCUGAACAAAACCCAGAUUUUCCCUUUAAGAUAUUAGAAAUAUAUGGAGCCCCUCACAUGACAUGGGAAAGAAAAUAAUUGAUUUGUGGCCGCAAAUUACUAAUUUGUUCCCACGAAAUAGAUAAAAUGUGUGCACGCAUAGUAUUAAUAACAUUCUCAUGAAUUAAAGCGACCAAAGAGGGCUGAAGCUUUGGGAUGGACAGAGAUAGUGUGAUUUGUUUUAGGUUAGGAAUGAGUUACAAAGAUAUUCUCAAAAGCCUGGUACUGCAAGUGUUGUGCCAAGGUCGUUAUCUUUUAUUUGUAUCCCUUGCUGCGGGAUGAAUUCAGCUAGGCGGAGGCGGGGUUAAGUUGCUACCUGUAAAGUAACCUGGCUCUUAAUAUUCUGCCCUCUUUGCUUUCAGCCCUCUUUUACAUAUUUUGUGGACACAAAUUAAUAUUCAUGGGCAUGUUUUACCCAUUUCGUGGGAAGAAAUUAGUAUCUCGUGGCCAGAAAUAAAUUUUUCAUGUGCACAUUUGGCCUAUUUCGUGGGAAGGAGUUAGUAUUUCAUGCGCACAUUUGACCUAUUUCGUGGGAAGGAAUUAGUAUUUCGUGGCCACAAAUUAGUAUUUCAUGCGCACAUUUGACCUUUUUCGUGGGAAGGAAUUAGUAUUUCAUGGCCACAAAUUAGUAUUCCGUAGCCACAAAUUAGUAUUUCAUGUGCACAUUUUUACCUAUUUGUGGGAAGGAGUUAGUAUUUUGUGGGAAGGAAUUAGUAUUUAAUGCGCACAAUUUACCUAUUUCUUGGGAAGGAAUUAGUAUUUCAUGGCCACAAAUUAGUAUUUCAUGCGCAGAUUUGACCUAUUUUGUGGGAAAAAAUUGGUAUUUCGUGGGAAGGAAUUAGUACUUUGUGGCCACAAAUUAGUAUUUUGUGGCCACGUUUUACCUAUUUUGUUGGAACAAAUUAGUAUUUUGUGGCCACAAAUUAAUAUUUUGUGCGCCUAAAUUAAUAUUAUAAUAAAAAAAAAUCCCAUUUCAUGUCUGGGGCUGCGUAGAAAUACACUUACACGAGAAGACAAAUACCACUGUCAUGCCUGUAUGACAGCAACAAGGUAAUAAGUUCAUUAAAUUCAGUUGUUAUGACUGCUCUUGAUGCCUUUAUGUUAUUUAUUCCAGGAUAUGGUAUAGCUGCAGGUAUAUCAGGACAUUCCUCUCACCACUAGAUGGGGCUCAUUGGCUGUCAUAGAUCUCUACAAUGUUCUGACACUAAUGCCCUCAUAUGCAUUAACUGCUGAUGGCAGGCAGCUCAGUCUACCUCAUGUCUCUGUUGCAGCUUCCAUUUAUUUGUACUUUCUGUGUGUUUGAGAAUAAAAAAGUGACAGAUUUAAAGAGAAAA
Molecule: messenger RNA, 3769 nt
Organism: Solea solea (common sole)
Lineage: Eukaryota; Metazoa; Chordata; Actinopteri; Pleuronectiformes; Soleidae
Product: fibulin-1-like
Exons: 14
Coding region: 228-2213 (661 amino acids)
Biological process (GO): extracellular matrix organization
Cellular component (GO): extracellular region
Molecular function (GO): peptidase activator activity; calcium ion binding
Source: RefSeq, a predicted model, not a curated record